This is a messenger RNA of Colletotrichum paranaense, 1947 nucleotides long. Its product is annotated as SART-1 family protein. The transcript has 2 exons. Gene Ontology annotation, biological process: maturation of 5S rRNA; mRNA cis splicing, via spliceosome. The record is from RefSeq and is a predicted model, not a curated record. Lineage: Eukaryota; Fungi; Ascomycota; Sordariomycetes; Glomerellales; Glomerellaceae. Gene Ontology annotation, cellular component: U4/U6 x U5 tri-snRNP complex. Bases 1 to 1947 code for a protein of 648 amino acids.
AUGGACGCCGCGACCAUCGAAGAGACGAAUCGCAUCCGCGUUUCGCUGGGCAUGAAGCCAUUGCCGGUCCCUGGUGCCGCCCCAGCCGAAACACAGCACGACGAUUCUGCAUCGGAAGAAGAAGAUGCAUCUGCGACACUCGAAGGACGUCAGGCGCAAGCAUACGACAACUACCAAAAGGUUCGCGACGCCGAAGCCGCCAAGCGCAAACGAGAAGAGCGAGCCGCCGCAGCGAAAAGGGAAAGAGAAGCUGCGCAGCGCAAUGCAAUCUUAGAGGGCAAGGGUCUCGGCGAAGCUGACGAAAACGACGUGGACGCAAAGGCAUGGUUGAAAGCGCAGAAGAAGCGACAAAAGGCCAUCGAGAAGGCUAGGAAGUUGGAGGAGGAACAGGCGGCAGCUGAAGCAGCUGCGCUCGCGGCAGUCGAGUACACUUCGAAAGACCUUGCUGGAGUCAAGGUCGCGCACGAAUUGGACAACUUUCUCAACGGCGAUGAACAGAUUUUGACCCUGAAGGACUCGACCAUCGACCAGAACGAAGAAGAGGGCGAUGAGCUUGAGAACAUGGACGUAAGAGCCAGAGAGCAAUUGCAAGAGAGGCUAGAUCUGAAGAAGAAAAAACCAGCAUACGACGUCUUUGCUGCGGCAGAUGAGGAUGGUGAAUGCGGCAUCUUGGCUCAGUACGACGAAGAAAUUUACGGCAAGAAGGGCAAGAAGUUCACUCUUGAUGGGUCUGGCGCUAUUGCGGAGUUGGGAGAUAUUCUUGGAGCACCAGAAAAGGUCAAAAAGUUGCAAAACAUUGAUCUCGAUGUCAUGCAAGACGCACCUACUUCAGAUUACCUUGAUAUCUCAGAGAUUAAGGUGAAGAAGCCGAAGAAGAAGAAGAACAAGUCUACAAGGCAGAAGCCUAUUGAUGAGGACGACAUCUUCCCCCUUGAUGCGACACCGGCGGACGACAACGAGAUGGACGUAGACUCCGGCGCGGUUAUCAGCAAGAAGAAACGCAAAGUGGAGGACGACAAUUUUGUUGAUGACGACGAUUUGCAGGCUUCCCUUGCCAUCCAACGAAAGAGCGCAUUAAAGAGGCGGAAGAAGAACCGGCCCGAGGACAUUGCUCGGCAACUCAAAGAACAAGUAGAUGAGCCGGACAAUGAGGCUCUCAAUGGCGGUGUAGUGAUUGAUGAGAUUUCCGAGUUUGUGUCCAAUCUGAAGAAGCCUGAAGAGGAGGAGGAGCGCAAGACAAAGAGGCCAAAGUCCACUUCAGUAGAGCCUGUAACGGCCAUGGGCGUCGACAACGACGACGACGAUGAAGAUCACCCGAUGGGCGACGAUGCCUAUGAAUUUCCCGAGGAUAGAGCUCGAGAGACAUCUGCAGAGAUUGCGGCGACGGGAGUGGACGAAGAGAAGUCACUCAACACCGGUAUGGGUUCAGCUCUAGCACUACUCAGAGAGCGUGGUCUUAUCAAAGACUCUCAUGGUGCGGAGCGAAACAUGAGCGAACGCCAAAAGGCCGAAUUUUUGGCAGAAAAGAGACGUCUCGAGAGGGAGCAAGAAGACCGAGCAAAGUACCAGCGAGAGCGCGACAGAAACAGCGGCCGACUGGAUUCCAUGUCUGUAAGGGACAGAGAGGAGCGCGCUCGACAAGCAAACGCCCAUCGCGAACUGCAGCAAUCACGCGUCGUCGACGAGCUUUUCAAGAAGCACUACAAGCCCAACGUGGAGCUCAAGUACGUGGACGAUCACGGCAGAUCUCUCGACCAGAAGGAAGCCUUCAAGCACAUGAGUCACCAGUUCCAUGGCAAGGGCAGCGGCAAGGGCAAGACCGACAAGUUGCUGAAGAAGAUUGAGGAGGAGAAGCGACGCGAGGCCAAGCCGACGUUUGACGCGAGCGAGAACGCAAACAUGAACUCAUCAUCGGCGAAGCGGCAGGCCGGUGUUCGAUUACAAUAA